Messenger RNA from Alternaria novae-zelandiae, 837 nucleotides. RefSeq lists its product as uncharacterized. Gene Ontology annotation, molecular function: protein binding. The transcript has 2 exons. Lineage: Eukaryota; Fungi; Ascomycota; Dothideomycetes; Pleosporales; Pleosporaceae. Bases 1 to 837 code for a protein of 278 amino acids. The record is from RefSeq and is a predicted model, not a curated record.
AUGGCGGUCGCCGCGACCUCAUGGCAUUUCCAUGCGCUCGUGAACAACGGCAUGGCUCAAUCGCGAGAGCGGUCUGUUGAGUAUUCAGACAUGGAGCCAGGUGACUUUGCUCGAUUUGUCGAAUACGCGUAUCGCCGCGAUUAUACUGUACCGCAUUGGACCUUGGAUAACGCAGUUUCGGUCACCAGUGAAUCAGACGGCGAUGAGGAAGAAGCACCGCCAGAACCUGAAGCGGAACCGGAGGCAAUACCCGAACUUGACCAAGAGUGGUUGGCAAGCAUGCGGUCCCGUCCUGCCGCUGAUGUACCGUUGUCUACAUUAGCAUUUAUAUCUUCCAACAAGAAAAGAAAAUCCGGAAAAUCAAGGACGUCCCGUAGUCUGCGCAAAAGCUUUGAUGAGCGCGAGUACCUCACAUCAGAUGAGCCGAGUACGAUAAUGCUCGCUGAUUCUCUGCCCAAGGAGAACUCCAAGCCUGAACAGAACUUUACGCCUAUCUUCUUAGCGCACGCACGGCUCUAUACCUUCGCCUGUAUGCGUCUCAUCGACCCUCUCAAACGCUUGGCUCUACACAAGCUCCACCAAACCCUCCUCAAGUUCAAGCUCUACGAUCGACGAGUCGGAGACGUGGUCGAAUUGGCCAGAUACGCAUAUGAUAAUGGGGAAGGUAGGAAGCCUGACGGGAGCAUCGAAGAUCUCAGAAAGCUGGUGGUGGAGUACAUAGCCUGUGAAGUGUCGACAAUUGGGAAGCACGAAGCGUUUGCUCCCCUGUUGCAAGAGGGCGGAGAGUUUGUGGUAGACUUCUGGCGUAUCAUCGCUAAGGAGAAUCUGUCUUUGUAG